AUGUCUGCCUGCGGUUCCCAGUCAGUGGGCAGUCUGCUUUGCAUCUUCCGCCGCCGGCAAAAGGUGGAGUGCAUGCGAGCAGCACUGGCGCGCUGGAAGGCAACGGUGCAGAAAGCAGGCUUGGAGCGCCUGGGCGAGCUCGACUCAGCGUGCGCUGCUCAGUUGCUGGGCACCUCCUUCGAUGCCUGGAGGAGAUGGCAGCAACUCCGCUCCUGUCGAGCAACCCGCCCACAAGCUAGUACCUCUCGAGCUCGGACGAGGAUGGUCUCCAGAAUCUGCGGCCGAGAAGGCUUGAAGAUGAUCAGCCGGGCUUGGCUUCAUCUAGCACGCAGGUCUUCUCGCCUGCUUGCAGUGGCAAAGCGGCAGCUGCGGCUAUUGCAGGCUGGCCGUGCUUUCCAGGCCUGGUACCUUGCCCGGGCCUCGCCUCGCGGAUGUGGGGUGGCUGGCGCCCAGGUCUCUGUGCACAUGGCCAGCGCGGCGACUUUCCAGGCCUGGGCACGCUUUGUGCGCUGCCCCGAUGCGCUGGGGCUGAAAGGCCUAGUCCAGCAUCGGACUGCAGUUCGGCAACGUAUUGUGGGACUACUGGCAGGCAGAAGCUUGUUGAAGCUCGGGGUGUAG
This is a messenger RNA of Effrenium voratum, 618 nucleotides long. The record is from the annotation of a GenBank genome assembly. NCBI's taxonomy places the organism in Eukaryota, Dinophyceae, Suessiales, Symbiodiniaceae.